AUGAAUGCAAAACAAGCUCUAUUGGAUUCUCUCAUAAAAGAUCCUUCAAACUCACAACGAGAUAGCAAAUAUCUUGAUACUCCUUAUUCUGCUCCUUAUCAAAAUAACAACAACAACAACGAUGAUGAUAAACAACAACAGCAACAAAACAAUAACAAUACUAGUGGUAAUAAUAAUAUAAUAUUAAAAAGAAAGAAUACAACUUCUUCUCAAACAACAACAACAACAACAACAACGACAACAAACCCAUCACAUGAUGAAGAUGACAAUGAUGAUCUUAAUAAUAGACCAUUAAAGAGACAAACACCAUCAUCAUUUAACAAUAAUAAUAAUAAUAACAACAAGACUACUAAUAAUAAUAACAACACAACUAAUAAUAGUAAUAAUAAUAAUAAUAAUAAUAAUGAUGAUGAAUUUGAUUUUAGUUUUGAAGAUGAUCUAGAACAACAAAGAAACAUGUUAUUAAAUGAAGAGUUGGAAGAUGAACAACUCAGUCAUAUUUGGCAAUGGAAAUCAGAUGCAAAUAAUUGGGUCAAUUAUGAUAUCGAUUUCUGUAAGAGAUUGGAAAGACACUAUGCAAGAAGCAAGGAAAAUUUCAAGGUAGACAAGGAAAGAUUCAUAGACUUGAAGCAUAGUCUUCAAAGAAGAUAUGAUGACCCUCAAAAAAUUAGAAAUGUUCAAAGGGUUAAAGCAUCAUCAUCUUCUUUUUCCUCCUCUUCUACAUCUUCCUCGACAAACAAAAAUACUAUUAAUAAUAGUAAUAGAAAUAAUAAUGGUACUAUCAAAAACAACAACAACAACGUAUAUCCUACCACCAACACAAACACCAAUUCAAAUACGAAUCGUAAUUUUAAUCCAUCAAAAUCAAGUCCACCAUCAUCUUCAUCUUCAUCUUCAUCUUCAACAUCAUCUGCUGCUGUGGCUCCUGCUACUAGUAUAAAGAAACAACCAACAGAAACCUAUGAUAGAAAUAUUCCAGGUGAAUGGUAUUGGCAAGGUCCAGAUGGAUGGGAACGUUAUGAUUCAGAGAUUUCUACUAGAUUGGAAAAGGCUUACACAAAAGAAAAGAAACGUUCCGAAGUCGAUGAAGACAGAUACGUCGAGUUUGAAGGUCGUGUGCAAAGAAGAUAUGACGAUCAACAAAAGAUUAGAAGUAUCAAAAGAUUUGCCAAAGAUGAUCAUGAUAAUAUUGACACAACUACUUUAUCGACGAAACCACAGACCUCUACAAUGACAGCAACACCAACACCACCACCACCAUCAUCAUCAUCCAACAAUUACAAUAUUCAAUCAUCACCUGUAAAAACAAACAAUACAGUCUCACAAAGUACACCAAAAAGUAGUAACAGUAGCUUCAAUAGCAACAACUACAACACAAUUAGCGAUAAAUCCAACAAAAAUAAUAAUAAUAAUAAUAAUAAUAACAACAAUGCCAAUAAUAAUAAUGACCAAGAUGUAAAAUGGAAAUGGUUGGGGGAUAAUGGUUAUAUGGACUACUCUGCCUCUGAAAGCGAAUUGAUAGAAAGUGCAUUCAAUAACAAACAACCAACAGUUGAAAUUGCAGUUGGACCAGCCUGUACAAAAGUUAUAAUAGAUUUUAAAUCCUAUCUACAAAGAAGAGUUGACAAUCCAGAAAGAAAAAGACAAAUCAAGAGAUUCUUUACACAGGCAACGUUUAAUACCACCAACCAACCUUUAAAGCCAACCAAAUCAAUUGCCGCAAAGAUUGUUAAAGAACCUGUUUUCCUUGAUCUAAACAACGAAGAUGAUUAUGAAGAAGAAAUGAAGCAUCAACAACAACAACAAGAUGAUCUUGACGAUGAUAUUGCCUUUAAUGAUCCAGACUAUAGAAAGAAAAAGAGACAAUUAUACGCUUGUGGAAACUCUUAUUUAUCAGAAGAAAAUAUUCUAACUUGGUAUGAUUUCGUAGAGGAAAAGAGAGAAAAGUUUAGAAACCAAGCCAAUCUAUUUUACCCUCCAAAUGCCAACUUGAGCAAAAAGAUAUCACUCUUUGGUGGUGACAUUACGACACUCGAGAUUGAUGGUAUUCUCAAUGCUGCCAAACAAUCACUUUUAGGUGGAGGUGGUAUCGAUGGAGCUAUUCACAAAGCAGCAGGACCAUCACUAUACAGACAAUGCAAGACAUUGGGAGGGUGUGCCAUUGGUCAAUCAAAAAUUACCAAAGCCUUUAGAUUACCCGCCGAUUAUAUUAUUCACACUGUUGGUCCGAUUGAUGGGAAUGGGGACAAGCUAAGAUCAUGUUAUCAAACAACAUUGGAUACAAUAGUGAAACAUAAUAUUCGUACCUUUGCUUUUUGUUGUGUUGCCACUGGUAUCUAUGGAUUCCCAAACAAAGAAGCAGCUUCCAUUGUGUUGGACACCAUUCGAAGUUGGUUAGAAACCAAUCAUUCCAAAGUUGAUAGACUCAUCUUUUGUGUCUUUACAAACGAAGAUUAUGUCAUCUAUGGAAAACUAUUACAGCUUUACUUUCCUGUUCAUCCAAUUGGACAAUAA
Molecule: messenger RNA, 2514 nt
Organism: Cavenderia fasciculata
Lineage: Eukaryota; Evosea; Eumycetozoa; Acytosteliales; Cavenderiaceae
Exons: 4
Coding region: 1-2514 (837 amino acids)
Molecular function (GO): zinc ion binding
Source: RefSeq, a predicted model, not a curated record